Messenger RNA from Polychytrium aggregatum, 822 nucleotides. RefSeq lists its product as uncharacterized. Lineage: Eukaryota; Fungi; Chytridiomycota; Chytridiomycetes; Polychytriales. The transcript is spliced from 4 exons. The record is from RefSeq and is a predicted model, not a curated record. The coding region runs from base 1 to 822 and encodes 273 amino acids.
AUGCUCGAGGUCGAGAGCGGCCUUGUCCAGCAGAAGGAGGAGUUUGCGAUGAAGAUGGAGUCGCUUGCCCAGCGGCGGGAGGAGCUUGCGCGGAAGGAGAACCAACUCAAGGAGUCGCUGAUGAAGUUCGACAAGUUCCUGAAGGAAAACGAUGCCAAGAGAACGAGGGCGCUGAAAAAGUCGCUGGACGAGCGCAAGACCAAGGAGCAAAAGGAAACCGAGAUCCUGAAUCUGAAGGACAACUUCUCCAAUCUGAGCAACAAGAAAGAUCGGCAAGCCCACAUCAUCGAGGCCUUCAUGCCCUUCCAGAGCUACCUCGAGUCUGUUCUCGAGAACACCGAUGAUUUUGGCGAGGUCAAGGACAUCCUGGCUCGCUUCGACACCCUCUGCGCCACCAACGGCGAGCUCAUCGACCGGGCCCGGGAGGCUCAGGAGAGAACCGAGCGAGACCGGCUGCAGUUCAGUCUCUCGACCGAGGAAAAGAACAAUCUGAUCCUAAACUACAACAACGAGAUCGCCAAGCUGCAGACUCGCUUGGAAGAGAGUCAGCUCAAGAGUGCAAAGUGGCAGGCCGAGUACGACUCUACGCUGAACAGCGUGAGCCAGAAGACGCUACUGGUCGGCCAAAUCAAAAUGGCCGCAAGCAAUCUCUUCCAGCUCGUCAAGACACACCUGAACAACCGAGUCAAUACCUCCGUCGACACCCUCAACCAGCUCGACAAGAUCCAACAAUUCAUGCUAGACCUGAACCAGAUCACGUCCGAGAUCCAGAGCCCGACCGACAAGGAGAAGCCUGUGCCUGCAUCCAAGCCGGCAUCGUGA